Messenger RNA from Magallana angulata, 1371 nucleotides. Its product is annotated as protein odd-skipped-related 1-like. The coding region runs from base 16 to 1077 and encodes 353 amino acids. Lineage: Eukaryota; Metazoa; Mollusca; Bivalvia; Ostreida; Ostreidae. The record is from RefSeq and is a predicted model, not a curated record. Gene Ontology annotation, molecular function: RNA polymerase II transcription regulatory region sequence-specific DNA binding; DNA-binding transcription factor activity, RNA polymerase II-specific. Gene Ontology annotation, cellular component: nucleus. Gene Ontology annotation, biological process: embryo development; regulation of transcription by RNA polymerase II. The transcript has 6 exons.
UGCUUGGCCCUAUAUAUGUUGACGAAUUCAUUCAAAAUGUUCAGAUGCAAGUUCAUUCCACUUGACCGAGAGGGCGAAGAAUAUUGUGAGGGGACAAUGCCGAAAUCAUUUCUUAUACGUCAUGUUAUGAAGAAAGAAGCCCGACUGAAAACUGAAAUUGACUCACCACGUCUUGAGACGACUUCCUCUUGCUCGACCUUCAUGGACAACUCUCUAUCAGACUAUAUGAUGUCACAUCCGGUACUUUCGCCGCAGAUUUUGGCAGCAUCGCCCUAUCAUCUUCCAAAACCAUGGUAUAGACACGCUCUUUCCCCGGCCGAUCUUUAUCCUGAGGGGAGUUUCCACUUGCCACUGUCCGUGUAUCCUUAUCCACACUGCAUGUCGAUCAACUCUUUUAACCAUUGGAAUUACUCUCCCCUGAUGUCACUAAUGAGAAGCGGUGAUGCAAUAGAUGCAAACCACUCUCCAAGUAGUUCAACAUCCAGUGCAACAGUAAAAAAGGAGGAUUCAAAACCUCGUUUUGAUUUUGCCAACCUUGCAAAGUCAGCCACACAAAAAGACGACGACGAUAAUGAAAAGAAACAAGUCGACACUUCACAGGAAAAAGAGGCCAAAAUCAUCAGCAGUGUCAUAAUGAACGCAGGAUCUCUACGGUACAACCCAAUGACCAGCAGCUUUUCUCCCGUCUGUAACCUUCCACCACGAGUGUUCGCCCCUGUCAAGAGACCACGCGGUCGCGGGCCCGCUAGGACCAAAAAAGAGUUCAUCUGUAAAUAUUGUGGUCGCCAUUUCACCAAAUCCUACAAUCUUCUGAUCCAUGAGCGAACACACACAGACGAACGGCCAUACCCCUGCGAGAUCUGUGGGAAAGCUUUCCGGCGCCAAGACCAUCUCAGAGAUCAUAGGUAUAUCCACUCUAAGGAGAAGCCUUUCAAGUGUAUGGAGUGUGGGAAAGGAUUCUGUCAGUCUCGGACUCUAGCUGUGCACAAAACACUUCAUAUGCAGCUACAGUCAGGUCAGACAAAGUCGGUUAAAAAGGAAACCAGUCUGAAAGACAGCUCUCCCAUCCAACGAUGAACCACUACCACGACUGGAGGAUAGAAUCAGGAGGGACAACCACGUGAAGCUCCUGGCACCCGUUUGCGGACGAAAAAAAAAUCGGUGACUGCGUACUUUGGGGGGUUAGUCUAGGACGUAGGACCCACCCCGAAACUCGACCCACCAACCUCACAACGAACUGUGACUGGGACAUUCUCCGAGUGAGAGUACAUUUGUACUGCGGCCGUGUGCAAUACUUCAUAAUACAAGUAGCUGCUAUUAACUUUUUAAAAUUAUUAUUAUGAUAUUUAAUAAAAGUGAUAAAGAAAUGAA